Limulus polyphemus (Atlantic horseshoe crab) is the source of this 1862-nucleotide messenger RNA. RefSeq names its product gem-associated protein 2-like. Gene Ontology annotation, biological process: spliceosomal snRNP assembly. The record is from RefSeq and is a predicted model, not a curated record. The coding region runs from base 230 to 502 and encodes 90 amino acids. Gene Ontology annotation, cellular component: SMN complex; nucleus. The transcript has 3 exons. NCBI's taxonomy places the organism in Eukaryota, Metazoa, Arthropoda, Merostomata, Xiphosura, Limulidae.
AUAUUUAUCAAGUCUAAUCAUUUCUUUAUAUUUACAGAUUUUAUCAAACUUUGUUUUUAAGUAUAGUAUUGUUUCUCUUUGUCUACAGCCAAUUAUAAAUUACCAUAUUAACUGGUUGGAAGUGACAGGAUUUACCCAAUAUUUAUCAAGUCUAAUCAUUUCUUUAUAUUUACAGAUUUUAUCAAACUUUGUUUUUAAGUAUAGUAUUGUUUCUCUUUGUCUACAGCCAAUGAUACAGCAAAUUAUAAAUUACCAUAUUAACUGGUUGGAAGUGACAGGAUUUACCGCUCAACAGGGUCGGUGGUUCUACGCUUUACUCUCCUGUCUGGAGAAACCCCUAACUCCUGAAGCGUGUUCUUCUCUUCGGUCUUUGGCUAGAGCGUGUGCUAACUUACGGGCAUCGUUAGAAACUAAAGAAGAUCCUCGAUUGAUACCUUUGAACCUGUUGAUAUGUUUAGUUGCUAGAUACUUUGACCAAGGAGAUCUUGCCGAUAAAACGUAAACUUUUACCAUUAGAAUAUAAUAAUGAGAGAAAAAAAGUAUGAAAUUAUACACCAUUGGCCAGGCAUAUAUCUAUAAAAUGAAUCACUGACCCGAUGUAUAUGCAGAAAAAUAUUUCUAUAUGGAAUAGACCUAACAAACUGAAAUGUACAUCAAUCAUGCUAUGUUAUGAAAAGCAUUCACUACUUGUCGAAAAAGAAGAAAGUAGCACUUAUACAUUUUAAUACUGAAACUAAAUGCUUUACAGCUUCUUCAGAAGUGUUCAAAUACAACACAAACUGUAACUGACAGUAUACAGUUUCAUACUGUUAGUUAGUGUGUUUUCGUGGAACACUUCCGAAGAAGCUGUAAAGCAAAACAGUGAGUGUCCAAUUAAAGAAAACUAACAAAUCUGGUGUUAUAAGGUCGUUUAUCAUUGAUAUUAAAAUGUCUUAUGGGCAAUACAGAAAUUAAAUUACGAAUAUUUAUACCUUAAACUUUUCAUAUUAAACUCGUAUUAUUUUAAAACCUUAGUCAGUUAACUUAAACUGCUAUGUUAAGAACGUUUAAGUUAUUCCAUAGACAUUAACUAUCCUUUAUUGCAUAAAGUUGAAAAAAAAACUUUAAUUAGAAAUUUUAAAUUGCCACUAACAUUGUGGGUUUUUUUUUAUUAUUUUCUUUUAAAGAAAGAGUGAAAGUAAAUAAACUAAAUUUUUAAAUACCUGUUAUUUUUAUUAUCAAAUUGAAUAAUGUAUCCAUUAAGAUUUGCUGGGAACUCAAAGGUAAUAAACCUGUAAUAAAAACUGUUUGGAUCUUCUUUUUGAAGACUAUUUUAAGACAUUUUUCUUGAAAAUAGUAUCAACAUUUAAAAAUACUUAUAUGAUAUUCUUCAGAAAGCAGAAGUUUCUUGUUUUAAUUAAAGUUAUUAAACAAAUUUUAUUUAGUUAAGUGUUUUACUUCGUAAAACUUGUGUCCAAUUUUUUUAAUCAUAAGAUUAUUUUUUUGUCAAUUAAAAAUUUGAAAUUACGUUUUUGGUAUUCUUAUUAAGAAUAAUAAGAAUACCAAAAAAUAAUGUGAAGUUUGCAAAUAAUAUAAAAAAAAAUCUUAUGAUUAAAAAACUUUGAUAUAAGUUGUUUAUUGAGCAUGACUAGAGACACAUCUGAGUUUUAGGUAAUUUUUAUAACUUAACUAACAUUGAUACGUUAGAUAAUUCUCUAGUUUGUAUUUCUUUCAUCCUGUAAUGUUUUCUUUGUUAGGGAAAACAACUUUGCUUGGGUCAGUGGUCAAAUUACAGUAUUCCAAUAAGAGUAAUGUUGUUUCUGGUACGUGAUAAAGUUUUUACAAGUUGUAAGGAACAGGAAUUAUUAAAAAAAUGAACAGUA